ACAGACACAAGCUGAGAGCUACUGCUGAUAUUACGGUAGUGUCCGCACUGAAGCGCUGCAGAGAGACUCGAGAGCGCAAGUGUAUUCAGGUUUGCAGCCAAGGAAGCCACACGACAUUCGUUUGGACCUAUUUUAAGUGUAUUUCGCUGACGUUAGUUGUUAUAAUAUUCUUUGCUUGUUUGAAUAAGGGUUUUGCAUGCUUUUAUAGUUAGUGCAUGUUUUGCGCUUCUAUCGGUUGCUGCAGUCUCCAUCAGCGUCUUACUCAGCAUUCACGCGCAAGCUUUAAUACUCUUAACUCGUUACAUAAGGCUUUAACGAGUUAAAUGUGGACAUCGCCGUGUCUUUGGGUCGCCAAACACCACUGACCUUUGAAAUCAAUCCGUUAAUUAUUUUGAAAGUCAGACAUAGCUGGUGUUCAUGCCCGAUCUGCAGCGCUUCAGUUUUCCGCACCGUAGCAUGAAUUCUCCUCUCCAUCAGCAUCAGCAGCAGCAGCACCAACACCAUCAGAAUCCAGAAGGACCCGGUCAUCCCGAUUCUCCCUCCGGUUUACUCCCCGAGGCUGCUGUCCUCGGAGCUCCUGACCCAUCCUCGUUUUUCCUCGGAGAACAAACCGGCCCACAAAUCGCACUUGACCUUACGGCAUCCUCUUAUCUGCACUUCAGUCCAUCGCUCCACUGGUCCCAACCUCCUCCACCUACAGCCAUGGCAUUGAGAAACGACCUGGGAUCCAAUAUAAGCGUCCUGAAGACCCUCAAUCUGCGGUUCCGAUGCUUUCUGGCUAAAGUGCAUGAGCUGGAGAGACGCAAUAAGAUAUUGGAGUUACAGCUUCAGCAGGCUUUAGACAGCAAUAACACGGGUGGAUGCGUGGAGGACGGAAACACCAAAGAAAUUGGUGUGCAGACUGGGUUUAUUGGGCCUAUUGCCGUCCGGCCUGGGUCUUUGUCCUUUCAAAACACCAAUAACUCCGCGAAACGACCCACUACGUUGUUUAUGCCUUCUCUUACGACUGUCCUCAAGCUUGAGCCCAAUAAAGCUGACGAUGAGAGCACAACUGACCCAAACAUUAAUAGGAACCCAACCAUCACGGUUAGUCUCUCAACACCCACCACCGAAGCCGCCUCGGCCAACACCAACAACUCCAAUAAUGCUCUGCAUGUGAGCAGCGUUGGCACCGGGACGUCUCCCAACCCUCCUCCUCGCUUCCUGCCAGGCACUAUCUGGUCCUACAAUCACACCCGUAAACUGGGAAGCGGGUCCGAGACUCGGGUCACCAGUCCUGGAGUUUCAUGGGUCCACCCGGAUGGCGUGGGUGUCCAGAUAGACACCAUCACCCCAGAGAUCAGAGCACUUUACAACGUUCUGGCCAAAAUCAAAAGGGAGCGGGAUGAGUACAAGCGAAGAUGGGAAGAGGAAUACACCAUGAGAAUGGACAUGGAAGAGAGAAUGAAUGAUCUUCAGGAGGACCUACAGGAGAGUGAGGAGUGUCAGGAUGAGCUGGCCCUCAAGGUGCAACAGCUGAAAGCUGAACUUGUGCUCUUUAAAGGACUCAUGAGUAAUAACCUGUCGGAGCUGGACAGUAAGAUCCAGGAGAAGGCCAUGAAAGUGGACAUGGACAUCUGCAGACGCAUUGACAUCACAGCUCGCCUAUGUGAUGUAGCCCAACAAAGAAACUGUGAAGAUCCAAUCAAGAUCUUUAAGGUCCCCAGCCCUCAGAACGCCAUCACCUCUCGUGCCCGUAAACAAGCCUCACAACCUGCCAAUGGCAGCGAGACAGAUGAGCCAGUCAGCACAUCUGAGAGUGAUGGAGGUGGUGCGCGAGACGAUGAAGCGUGCACCCCUUCAACCCUCCAGAUCAAUGAAGAGAUGCAGAGAAUGUUGACCCAACUGCGGGAAUGUGAGUUUGAGGAUGACUGUGACUCUCUGGCUUGGGAAGAGACCGAGGAAACACUCCUUCUCUGGGAGGAUUUCCCAGGAUGCACUUUAACAGCAGACACCAAUCAGGGGGAGGAGGAGUGCUUGGAAAAGGUGAUUAAGGACACUGAAUGUCUUUUUAAGUCCAGGGAGAAGGAAUAUCAGGAGACUAUAGACCAGAUAGAGUUGGAAUUGGCCACAGCAAAGUCGGACAUGAACCGUCAUCUUCAUGAGUACAUGGAGAUGUGCAGUAUGAAGAGGGGACUGGAUGUGCAGAUGGAAACCUGCAGGAGACUCAUCACUCAGAGUGGAAACAAUAAAACCACUUCUUCUAUACCUGGAGGUGGUGCAGAAGCAAACGGAGAAACAGGGAGGGAUAAAACUGAGGAAGGAGGAAGAUAAUGAUGUCAUCAGAUCUGAAGAAGGUGUUUGCAAGAAGAAGAAAAAGCGCCCCCUCAUCUCUUCAUGGCACCCUUCAUCAGCCCUUCUCAUGUUUUCACAGUCUAUCCAGUCACUGCCUCUAGUGGUGGUAAAUGGAAUUACAUCGUGUGUGCUCAGUCCCCAAAAGUGAACAUGUACUGUGACAUUUUUCCCCUGUGGUUGUGCAGAGCAGCUUUACUGUUUUCACACCUACAUAAUCUUAAAAGAUGAGAGUCCUGACAACAUUUGCUUUUAUCUGCUUUCAUUGAGCCCAUCCACCAGCGGGGAUCGAUCAUGUUUUCCGAUCCGAUGCCCAAAAUGUCUGAGUCAUCAUAUUUUCAACACUGAAUACAAUCACUUUUGUUUUCAUAUGUCUGGUAGAGAAUCACUGACAGUGUUUUCGCAAAGUUUCCAUUUCCUAGAGACUCCGAGGGGACAUUUGCUCUCUUAUCGUUGCCGCAUGUACCGUUACGUGCCGCUGUAAGCUCUGGGUCAGUAGGUGUGUUGUGCUUCCUGUCUGAGCUGUUGUAAAUACUGGGCUGUUAAUGCUAAUGAAGGGUGGAGGUAACUGUAGCCUGCACGUCCCCCAUCUUUGUGCUCAAAUUCACACGAAAUAUAUGACAUUUCAUGCUAACGGUAUUGUGCUGAUGCCAGGCUGCUUCGGAGUCUCGGUUGUAUCUGCUCUUAGAAUAAUGAACACUUCCUCUCUUGCGGGUGGAAAACAUGAGUGAUGGGUGAGGUCAGAUGAGUGAGAUUUGAGGAUGUUAUGGCUCAGAGUAAUGUCAGAGCAUUACGCAUGUCAACUUCUGUUAUUUCCUUUUUACUUUUCCCCUCAUUUUACGACUUUGAGAUCAGCGAUAUUGAGUCUUUUUCUCAUUUCAGAAAACUGAAUUUCAUGAAAAAGCUGUGUAUGUAACGCUGCUGUAGAUGUGAGACCUGCUUCAGUCCAUAAAAUAUCUAGGAUUUCAAAGGUCUUUCUGUUUUGGAUAGUAAAAUCCUUCCAGUGCAGUUCACCUUUGGUAUUUUUCUGUUUCGUAGACCUUGCUGGUGCCUCUGAUGGCUGAGAUUGAUGCCAUGAUCUGUUUGUUUGUCUGCCCAGGGAUCAGUCUUGUAGUCCAGUCCUUCAGAGCAAAUUAUUUUCAUGAUAGUGGUCUCCUUGAUCUUUGGGAGUUUUUAAGAGUAUCCUAUCUUGUUACAAUAGAUAGGUCUACCAGUGGACCCUUAUAAAGUGAGAUCCUGAUAGGUUAAACUCACCAAUGAAUGAUCUUACUAAAGACUCUAUGAAAUGUUUGACAAACUUUGGAACUUACAAACAGCUGGAUCUUGCAGAAAUUCUUUUCUGCCUCAGGAGUUUAAAAAAGAUCAUUGUGAAACUUUGUUUCUUGUAAUUGCGAGUUAAUAUCUCAAAGUUACGACUUUAUUUCCCAUAAUUCCAAGGUUGUAUCUUUCAAUUGCGAGUUUGUUUCUCGCAAUUACAACUAGAUGUUCUGCAGUUGUGACUUUAUUUCACAUAACUGCAACCCUAUAUCUUACAUUUGCAGCUUUACGUCUCUCAAUCUCAACUUUCUUUUUUUCAUAAUUGUGUUUUUAUAUCACAACUGUGACUUCGUAUCUCAUUAAGGCAUUUCUUUUAACUUUGACGUGUCACAGUGACUUUGUUUCUUGUAAUGCGACUUUCUGUCUCACAGUUACAACUUCAUUUCUAAUCAUUUUCUAGUGACUUUGUAUCUUAUAAUUUGACAUUGUUUCUUGUGAUUUUGACUUAAUAUUUCAAAGUUGUGGCUUUGUUUUUCAUAAUUGCGAUUUCAUGUCUCAUAAUUGCAACUGUUUCUUGUAAUUCUGACUUUUUAUCUCACAGCUGCGACUUUAUUUCAAGUAAUUGUGACUUGAAAUCUUACAGCUGCAACUUCCCAGCAGGCACACAACAGGCACACAACAUCAUAAGACGAUGAUAUUUGGUUACAUUUCGGUUGCGAUGUCAGGUGACCAGAAUUCAACGUAAAUUCAACAUCUAAUGUCAAUGUUAAAUUGAUGUCCAAUACUGACGUCAGCUGACGUUGAGAUUUUGUUGUUUUUAGGUUGUGCAACCAAAAUCCAACGUCAAAUAUUGAUGUCAACCCGUUUUUCAUUUUCAACCAAAAUGCAACGUCUGUCCGACGUCAACCUGACGUUACAUAGACGUCUGGUGCCUGCUGGGUUUGUUUCUCAUGAUUGUGAAAUUCUUUAUGUGGAGGUGGAAAGGGGCUGAUUUAUGGACUGAUUUUUGUAUGCAUCCUGCAAAUUAAGAUUUGUUGAACUGUUGAGUGUGAGAUCUCGAUAGGUUUGAUCUAUUGGAUUAGACCCGCUAGAGAUCUAAAAAUCCCAUGAAAUAGUUUAAUGAACAAAUUUUCUUUUGUACCCACCUCAAAAGAGUGAGAUUCUAAUGGGUUAGAUUUACAGGAGAAUGAUCUUUCAGUCAUUUUCUUGAGUAAUACAGUAUAUCAUGCAAAUUAAUGUAAUCUGAUUCAAGUCUAAAAUUCUCAAGAACCUCACAUGAUUUGUAAUAAUCAGUUCUUUUUUUGGUAGAGCAUUCUCUAAUUCUAAUCAAACGCCCACAGGGACUAAUACAGUAGUUCCAGAAGAAACUGACAAACCGACUUCUGGUUGGCUUUGUUGGUCAUUCAUAUCUGUAGUCAAAUAUAUAGUCUGCGUGUAAACCACAGCUUGAAUUCAAGAAUAGAGACUAAAACUCUUUGAAAGAGACAUUUCGAGUGCCAAAUGUGCAAUAAAAGGAAAGAUACUUUACACAGUGAAAAUGAAAACCUCAUGCUUUUGAAAACAUGGUGCUGUACACCCAGCAUGUCAAUUUCCGAUGAAAAACAAAGAGUGAUAGCUUUAAUAAAUAUAUUACAGCACAUAUCACUUUCUAUGAUGAGCCAGAACAGAAUUUAUUCUUUUAAACAGUAUGUUAUGUACCAUCCUCAGGUUGUUUUUCUUUUUAUCUUGUUCUAUUUUUUGCAUACUGACUGAUGAACAACACUAGUGUGUCUGCCUUAGGUUUUUCCCUCUGACCACUGUGAAGUUCUGUAGGGGUUUUGCAGAUUCACUGUAAAUUUUCAUUUAAAAACAAUGUUCUAUGGGUACCAAUUAAACAGCGUGUAAAAAUCUUAGUUUGAUUGGGGAAAAAAAAAACAGCCCAGAAAAAUAUUGAUUGAUUCAUUAAAAUGUUACAAUUUGAUUUUGAGGAGAAGGCUUUGUUUAUCUGUGAACUAAAUAUUGCAUUUCUGCUGCCAAUAAGAAGCACUGUAAAUGGCUGAGCCAUUGUUCAUUCACGGAUAUUGUUUUAUUAUUAUUAUUUUAGUUUAGGUUAUUAUUUUUUUUAUGUUGUUUCGCCGCACUGAGCUGAACUACGUGUGUAAGAUAUGUAUGCAUGUGCACUCCAGGUUUCUGCAAUGAGUAACUGGUUAUUGUCUACAGCAAUUUACUUGUUGUUUGUUGCUAUAUGACCUUAAAACAAAAGUCUUUAACAAGAAUUUUGACAACUAUUUUACAACAAUUCAAUAACCACAAAUCCGGUCUUGUAUGAAAUAUAGAAAAUUAAUUUUUCUUAAAGGGCUUUUGGAUAUUUCAAAUUUGCAGUGGCUACAAACAACGAGUAAAUUCCACACAAUAUCUUCACCAAAAUGACAGAAUUUGAAAAAAAGACAAAGUGCUUAGAAAGAAUGCUUAUCAGCAAUAAAUGUAUGAAUGCAACGAUGCUGUAACCGAGAAGAGACAAAGGAAGAGUUGUGUCCGCUCAAACGCUGGCUAUGCAAGCAAGUCCUGAACCUUAACAAUGAUCACUUGGGACGCCUGAAUGAUUUCAGAGUCAUUCCUAGCAUCUCCGUGUCAUUCUGUAACAUCUCACAGGAAUGAUUCUUGUUCCUACUGUGGAAUCGUAGGGAUGUUUCUGUUUUAGGGACCUCCGAGGUUCUCUUUACAUUUGCACAUGCGCCACUGUGGUUGUGGGUAUCAGAUGACCAGGACCCACCUGAGCAUCCAAGGGGAGGAAGAGGACCCCGACUGCAGCAAUGGCGCAUGUGCAUUUUGAUUUAAAGUGUAACAGGACUAUAUGUAUAUAUAAAUAUGUAUGUAUGUAACCCAAAGCAGAACAAGAACUGCUCGCUUCACUGCAAGUGUACAGAAAGACUGGAGCUUUAAAACGAUUUCAGAAUAAAGGUUACUGCUGAA
This is a messenger RNA of Onychostoma macrolepis, 6540 nucleotides long. RefSeq names its product intermediate filament family orphan 1b (gene iffo1b). Bases 418 to 2313 code for a protein of 631 amino acids. Lineage: Eukaryota; Metazoa; Chordata; Actinopteri; Cypriniformes; Cyprinidae. The record is from RefSeq and is a predicted model, not a curated record. The transcript has 9 exons.